AUGUCGUCUCUUCCUCCUGGAGUUGCUAAGUCCAUGGCCGAGACCAAGGUCGAAUAUAGACGCCUUGGCAACAGCGGUCUGCGUGUCUCUGUUCCCAUUGUUGGAUGUAUGAGCAUUGGAAACCCCGAAUGGGCAAACUGGGUCAUUGGCGCCGAGAAGGCCCUUCCCCUACUCAAGGCCGCUUAUGAUCGUGGUGUUAACACUUGGGAUACUGCCAACAUUUACUCCAAUGGCGACUCCGAGAAAGUUAUUGCCCAAGCCAUCAAGGAAUACCAGAUCCCCCGCCACAAGCUGGUGCUCAUGACCAAGGCAUACAGCUGUGUUGGAGAGCAACAGUUCCACGCCUAUCCCAUCAUUGAGGAUUUGAAGAAGACCAAGGAUUAUGUCAACCAGUUCGGCCUCUCGCGCUCGGCAAUCUUCACCGCACUUGAUAACUCCCUCAAGCGUCUCGAGACAGAUUACAUUGAUGUCUUCUGGAUCCACCGCUUUGACCCCGACACACCAAUUGAGGAGACCAUGCACGCUCUUCACGACCUUGUCAUUGCUGGAAAGAUUCGCUACAUCGGAGCCUCAUCUAUGUGGACUUACCAAUUUGCUAUGAUGCAGGCAUACGCCGAGAAGAUGGGAUUGACCAAGUUCAUUGCCAUGCAGAACCGUUACAACCUGCUGUACCGUGAGGAAGAGCGUGAGAUGAUCAAGUACUGCAACCUGACCGGUGUUGCUGUUGUCCCUUGGGGCCCACUUGCCGAGGGCCAGCUCGCUCGUCCCCUGAACAUUCGCGGAACCACUACCAGAUCUUCUGGCGGUGAUGAAACUCCUUCAAGCAUGCGCCCUGAGUCCAUGGAAAUUAUCAACAGAGUCGACGAGCUUGCCAAGCGCAAGGGAUGGACUAUGUCGCAGGUUACACUUGCCUGGCAGCUAAAGCGUGUGACCAGUCCUAUCAUUGGUUUCAGCAGCGUCGCCAGAAUUGAGGACGCUUUGUCCGCACGUGGCAAGGAGCUCACAGCCGAGGAAGAGAAAUACUUGGAGGAGGUAUACACCCCCGUCGAGGUUGAGGGCCACUUCUAA
Penicillium vulpinum is the source of this 1068-nucleotide messenger RNA. Its product is annotated as aldo/keto reductase. The coding region runs from base 1 to 1068 and encodes 355 amino acids. The record is from RefSeq and is a predicted model, not a curated record. The transcript is spliced from 5 exons. Lineage: Eukaryota; Fungi; Ascomycota; Eurotiomycetes; Eurotiales; Aspergillaceae.